This is a messenger RNA of Jatropha curcas, 1533 nucleotides long. RefSeq names its product zinc finger CCCH domain-containing protein 14. The record is from RefSeq and is a predicted model, not a curated record. Gene Ontology annotation, molecular function: mRNA binding; metal ion binding. Lineage: Eukaryota; Viridiplantae; Streptophyta; Magnoliopsida; Malpighiales; Euphorbiaceae.
CUUAAUUUACUUAUAAUUAUCAUAUAAGUAUAGAUAUAUAUAUAAUGACGAUAUAUAUCUUUUAAACCUAAUUUUCGGUUCCGCGUCUUUUUUUUCUUUUCUUUCUUCUUCAUUUCUAAUUCUCAUCCCCUGCUCUCUCUUUUUUCUUUUCGAAACCCUAGCUUUCUAUCUCUCUCUCUCUAGGGUUUCUCUACCAUGUUUUUGUUUUUCUAGCUAUAUUUUCUAUUUCUGCUACUCUGUUUCUUUCUCUUGCUAUAGUUUGGAUCUCAAAUUACAAUGGACUACGGAGGUGUCCGUAAGAGAGGCAGGCCUGAGGCUACUUUGAAUGGCAAUGGUGGCUUCAAGAAAUCCAGACAAGAAAUGGAGUCCUUUUCAACUGGUAUAGGAAGCAAAUCCAAGCCAUGCACAAAAUUUUUCAGUACUUCUGGGUGCCCUUUUGGUGAGGGAUGUCACUUCUUGCAUUAUGUUCCUGGUGGCUUCAAAGCUGUGUCUCAGAUGCUUAAUAUUGGUAGCAACCAAGCUCUUCCACCAGCAAAUAGAAAUUCUGGUGUCCCACCAUCCUUUCCAGAUGGCUCAUCUCCCCCAGCUGUGAAGACCCGUUUGUGUAAUAAAUACAACACAGCUGAAGGUUGCAAGUUUGGGGAUAAAUGUCAUUUUGCGCAUGGUGAGUGGGAGCUUGGGAAGCCGACUGGUCCGUCCUAUGAAGAUCCUCGUUCUAUGGGCCCAAUUCCAGGUAGGAUGGGCCGCCAAAUGGAGCCUCCUCACCAAGGCCUUGGUGCUGGUGCUAGCUUUGGGGCCAAUGCCACAGCUAAGAUCAGCAUUGAUGCUUCGCUAGCUGGAGCUAUUAUUGGGAAAAAUGGUGUCAACUCAAAGCAAAUCUGUCGGCUGACCGGGGCAAAACUUUCCAUAAGAGAGCAUGAGACAGACCCGAACUUGAGGAACAUUGAGUUUGAGGGUACUUUUGAUCAAAUCAAUCAAGCAAGUUCUAUGGUUCGUGAGCUUAUUGGGAAUGUUAGCCAAGCCUCAGCACCUCCAAUGAAGAACCCGGCUAUGCAUUCUUCUGCUUCGCAAAACUUCAAAACCAAGCUUUGUGAGAACUUCACGAAAGGAUCUUGCACUUUUGGGGAUAGGUGUCACUUUGCACAUGGUGAAAAUGAUUUGCGGAAGCCAGGGAUGUGAAGGAAGCUGUUUCUCUACCUUCUAAUUGCUUUUGGUUCUGUUCUUUUAGGACAUUCUCGUUGUAGCCUGGGAUAUUUGGUGUGUUAACCAAAUAUUUUUGUACGCAAAGGAUAGACAGACAGUCGCCAUUGAUGAGAGCUUUGUUGUAGGUUUUGCUGUUCAGUAAAUUUUUAAUGAUUUUACUGUAUUUUGUUUCUCUCUGAAAUUCGUGGUAGGAACUUUCCAGCGUCAAUGCAUUACUCAGAGAAUUCAGAGUUUUAGGAUCAUUUUCAAUUCUUCCGAUUAAAUUCAUAUUUAUGACCUAUUGUCUGAAUGAGAAUACAUGUUGAUCGGGUGACUUUUAUUUGAGUAGCA